Messenger RNA from Ochlerotatus camptorhynchus, 414 nucleotides. RefSeq lists its product as uncharacterized. Bases 1 to 414 code for a protein of 137 amino acids. The record is from RefSeq and is a predicted model, not a curated record. Lineage: Eukaryota; Metazoa; Arthropoda; Insecta; Diptera; Culicidae. The transcript has a single exon.
AUGUCGCGCAUUGAAAAUGAAGUGAAAAUUAAGGGUUUGGACACAUGGCUAAGUGAAAAGGAUGUAACCAUGCGAAAAUUGGCAAAUCGCGUUGGAAUUCAUCACGCGAGUGUAAAAUCCAUCAUAAACAAGUUUCGGGAACACUAUUCUUUGGAUGAACUACCAGGAAGAGGUAGAAAACCCGGAUCUUCCAACCCGAAACUGAACCAGAAAGUGGUAUCUCUAAUUAGGAAGAACAAAUCAAUGUCGAUACGUGAUUUGGCCAAGAAAGCGGGAACGAGCGUCGGAACGAUCCAACGUAUCAAGAAACGGAACAACCUGAAGACCUAUAAGAAGCAGAAAAUCUCCAAACAAAGUGCAGAACAAAAGCAUCGUGCUGCAACAAGGGCCCGGAAAUGGCGACGGUUGCUGUGA